Aspergillus brunneoviolaceus CBS 621.78 is the source of this 1910-nucleotide messenger RNA. Its product is annotated as putative neutral amino acid permease. The record is from RefSeq and is a predicted model, not a curated record. Bases 418 to 1884 code for a protein of 488 amino acids. Gene Ontology annotation, cellular component: vacuolar membrane. Gene Ontology annotation, biological process: amino acid transmembrane transport. Lineage: Eukaryota; Fungi; Ascomycota; Eurotiomycetes; Eurotiales; Aspergillaceae. Gene Ontology annotation, molecular function: amino acid transmembrane transporter activity. The transcript has 3 exons.
UUUGACCGGCUCAACAACUCCUUGAACAUUCAUGCCAGCACUGAUUCACACUGCUGCUAUAGCAGUACAUUGAUAUCAAGCACUACCCCAAUUCCCUAUCAAUCACCUUGCAUAAUCGAUAUGGCAGGGAUGUCACUUACUCCAAAUUGAUAACAUUACUCCAACUGAGGAGAUAGUGAGCCGUUUGUUAUCGCGACCUCCAUCAUUAAGUAUGAGUGAAGCCAUCAAUCACUACCGAAUCGGACAGGGCUAUCAUCAAGGAUGAUCAAUUAUUGCAAGAUAUACCAUGCCAGCCCUGCAGCUUCCUGCAGCUUGAUCCCGCACUCUUCAUGCUCGUAUAAGAAUGAUCGACCCCCCACCGCAUUGAAAGGGGCGUUCCCCCCCCUUGUUGUUCACAUCAGUUGAGAUUCAACCACGAUGACAAACGAGGGCAAAGACAUCAAAAUUUCACCAGCGAUGCCUGGUGAAGACAUUGCCGUCGCAGACACCGAGCACAUAAAAUCCAAUAAUGACGGGCUUGAAGAAGUCUUCCAACAAAGCGAAGGCCAAGUAGACUUUCGGACCGUGAGCUGGAUACGGGCAUCAGCCAUUUUUCUGAAGAUGCUCUUCGCGACCGGCAUCCUCUCGAUUCCCUCGGUCAUGUACGACCUAGGCGCCGUCCCCGGGGCCCUCAACGUGCUCGGCUGGUGCGCUCUCAACACGUACGGCGCCCUCGUGCUCGGUGAUUUCCGAGAACGCUAUCCACAAUGCCACACGGUCGCCGACAUGGCGCAGUUGAUGGGGGGUCCGAUCUUCCGAGAGGUGGUAGGGUUCUUGUUCGUCAUGACCUAUGUGAUUACGGCAGCCUCAGGGGUGAUCGGGGUAUCGGCGGCCUUCAACGCGCUGUCACUGCACUCGCUGUGCACGGUGUGGUUCUCUGUAAUUGCCACCGUCAUCAUCGCCCUCUGUGCUAGUGUGCGGAAGUUCUCCCACAUCGGGUGGUUGACCUGGGUCGGGUUUUUCAGUAUCCUCGCCGCGGUAUUCAUCAUCGUUAUUGGAGUAACCACCCUCGACCGACCGUCAGCGGCGCCUCAGGAAGGCCCCUUCGACCUGGGUUACCACCUAGUCGGCCACCCGACCUUCGCCGCCGGCAUAACCGCCUCAUCGACCAUCUUCGUCUCCUCAUCGGCGACCUCAGCAUUUCUCCCCGUCAUCGCGGAGAUGCGCCCGCCCACCGCCCGGGCCUACCGGAAAGCCGUCGCUCUGUGCAUGAGCUUCGUCACCGCCAGCUACCUGACCUUCAGCCUGGUCCUGUAUCACUACUGUGGGAAAUGGGUCGCCUCGCCGGCGCUGGGCAGUGCAGGUCCCGUCCUCAAGCGGGUGGCGUAUGGCAUCGCUCUUCCGGGAUUGCUGGUCAGCGGAGCACUGUACGUCCACGUCGCGGCUAAGUAUCUCUUCGUCCGGGUGCUGCGCGGCUCCCCGCAGCGAAGACGGCACCUCCAGGCUAACACCCCUGUGCACUGGGGUACGUGGUUAGCAUGCGUUGUGGGCAUGGCGGCCAUAGCGUGGGUACUGGCUAGUGCCAUUCCGGUAUUCACAUAUGUGUUAGCUUUGGUCGGGGCGUUAGGGUUCGCGCCAUUGGCAAUCAGUUUGCCCGGGAUCUGUUGGUUGUAUGUGAAUGUUUACCAUGGUCGAGGGGACUGGGACGAGGAGGAUGGGCAAUCGUGGCACAAGAGGUGGACGAGAGUGGUCUUGAUUGCAGUGCAUGUUGGAUUGGUGCUGCUGGGGCUGUUCAUGAUGGUCGGGGGAACAUAUGGUGUUGUGGUACAGAUUCAGGAGGCGUAUAGAGAUGGAAGCGUGGAUGGCGUGUUUUCUUGCGCGGAUAACAGUGGGACGGUGUCCUGACCAGUUGUUAUAUGUGUAUAUCAGAG